Messenger RNA from Paramecium sonneborni, 1107 nucleotides. The record is from the annotation of a GenBank genome assembly. NCBI's taxonomy places the organism in Eukaryota, Ciliophora, Oligohymenophorea, Peniculida, Parameciidae.
AUGGCCAAUAAAUAUGAUGUACAAAGGUUACUUUAGACAAAAUAUUCACACAGCCAAUCUUAUUAUGAUGUGAAAAUUCUAGAUGAUUUUGUAAGUUCUAGGAGAACCUCUGAAGUGAUUAGAUUCUAUUAAGUUAUAGACUAUCAAGAUGAUUCUGAAUUUUUAAGCAGAUUAUAUUUUUUAAGUAAGUUUGUAUUAUGAAAUAUACUUAUUAGAUGAGGUAUUCGAAAAGCUUCGGCUCUUCAGUGAGUAUUACAAAUAUCACAAUGAGAUACCUAGAUUUUUUAUGCCAAAACUAUGCAAGAUCAUGAGCAAGUAUUUUAUACAUAGACAUACACCAGUUAUCAUGACAAAAGAAGAAGAAUUGAAUACUACAGGAUCAAACGGAUAAUAGAAGAAGAAAAUAAGAAAAACCCUAGUAAACCAAAAAAAACCAUUGUUGGAAAUUUACCUUAAGAUACUAUUCCAACAUCACCGAAACCUUUGUAAAUGUAUAGCAAGAUCCUUUCUGAGAUUUAAGAUGCCUCAACAACUGUUGAAGCAAUAAAUAAUAAAUUGAAUGCAUUACAAAUGAAUGUUGGCGAGUUAAAUCUGCUACCAUCUAAUCGAGAACAAGAAUAGUUGCAAGACUUCAUUCAUUUUAUUGUCGAUAAACAUAAACUGAAAACUAUCACUCAACAAAUGUAAUUAAACUCCCCUAAAACUUAUAAUGAACCUUCUUUAGGAAUGAGACAGUAAUCAAUCAAAUAAAUCAUUUCGAGAACUUAGAAAAAUUAAUGGACUUUUCCCUUAUCCCCAAAACCAGGACAAAAUGUUCAAUCAUAAGCUAAUGGUUUUACAUAAAGGAAAAUCAUUAAGGAUUCUCUUCAGAAAAUGCUCUCUCCUGUUUAAAAAAUUAUUAUAAAUUCCCCAUCAAAUCAUAAUUAUAAUAACACUACCAUCCAAUUGAAAUCAAAGUAAAUAUAAAUUUAAGCUAGAAUAUCAUCAACAAAAAACUAAUAAUAGAGUCUCUCCAUAUCCAAAAAAUUAAAAAUAAAUAAUGUUAUACAUUUUCCUCUAAGGAUGCAUAAACAUACUAGAUCAGAUUUUAGACUAAACAGAAAAUGA